AUGGAUGCUGACCACAGCAGAAAUAACCAGCGGUCGGGAAACACCAGAGGCACUCGCAACAAUGGCACCAGCAUUGGCAACAGCAACAGCCAAAACACUAUAAACGAUAGACGCAACAGAUCAACCGGCAGCUCUGCUAGCGCUGACAGCAGCGAUAUCAACCCCAACGACAUCAAUGCACCCAGUCGAUCCGAAAACAAUAGAAAUAACAGAAACAGCAUCCAUAAUAUUGCCAACCAAAAUGACAGCGCGAACACUGCCUUAUGGAAAGAAGAUCUCAGCAACCUGCUAACCCCACAGACCGUAGUAGAGCAAGCGCAGGUGCGGCGGAGAAAGCGUAAUCGCGAAGCCGCUCGGCGCUCAAGACAGAGGCAAAAGGAGCGCGAGCAGGAGCUGGUUAAGCGCCAGGAUAAGCUUUCGACUCAAUUGAAGUCCUUGGAACAGGAACUGGUAGAAGUAUUGGUCGACAGUAUUAAUAACGUGUACGCACUGACUAUGCAGACGCUCCAGUUAAUCGGGGUUCUGCAACUGCAGCUCGAUGAAAUUACAACUGAGCUCAAUAGUAUAAUGGGGUCUGACUAG
Kickxella alabastrina is the source of this 582-nucleotide messenger RNA. RefSeq lists its product as uncharacterized. Gene Ontology annotation, molecular function: DNA-binding transcription factor activity. The record is from RefSeq and is a predicted model, not a curated record. The transcript is spliced from 2 exons. Gene Ontology annotation, biological process: regulation of DNA-templated transcription. The coding region runs from base 1 to 582 and encodes 193 amino acids. NCBI's taxonomy places the organism in Eukaryota, Fungi, Kickxellomycota, Kickxellomycetes, Kickxellales, Kickxellaceae.